UACAGUGACAAAGUAGAAACCAUAUUAUUGCUGCACCCUUCCAGCUUCAGACUUGAGCAUUGCAGUCCUCGCUGGGCAUCAUUGUUGCAACAUUCUGCUAAAUGAGAUAAAGGAGUUUUGAGAAGGUGUUAUUCCUGUCUGUUUCCAAGCAACAUCAUGGUGAUCACUUUAGGUGUGUCUGCCAUUAUCUGGUGCAUCCUGCCAUUUCAUCCAGUGCAUGCUACUAUCCAGUGUACAUACUCAAAUGAGACAACCUCACCCAUUACAAACUUGGCGGUGAAUCUGAAAAAACUAGAGCUGACUUGGGACAGCAGUCUCAAUAUUACCAAAUACCAAUGUACUCUGGAAACAAAAAACAGGUCUGCAGAAAAAGAGGUGAACAAGAAAAACUGCAUAUUUUCAAGGAGGCCUAUACAUGAAGGAGCAAUCUUUAGAGUUGAAGGAAACUAUGACAUGGUCUCAUAUUCAAGUGAAUGCACAUUUAUUCCUGAAGGUUUGAGUGGAACAUCGGUGGAAAAUUUUACCUGUAUGAUUUAUAAUGUUUCCUUCAUGAAUUGCACUUGGACUCCUGGCAGAAAUGCUCCAGAAGAUACUCAAUAUUUUCUUUACCAGUUCUCAAAGAAAGGUGAGAUGGAAUGCCAACAUUACAUAAAAGAUGCACAUGGAAGACAUACUGGAUGUAGGUUUCAAGAUGUGAUGAUAGAAGACACUGAUGCGGUUUACUUCCUGGUGAAUGGAUCCAGCAAAGAAUCAAAGAUUCAGUUUUAUGAUGAGUACAUCAAGCUCUAUAAAAUUGAACUUCUUACCGCUCCAACAAAUAUCACUAUAAACUGUACUGAAGAGCCACCCCAUUGUAUUGUGGAAUGGGAACCGCCCCAUACAAGCAAGAAAAUAGGAAAUCAUUGUUUUCUAUAUAAAGUUUGCAUACAAAGAAAACCAGCUAUGGCUGAUCCCGCAGAAAGGAGUGAUGAUUCUCCUACAAUAGUAAAUGAGAACACCUACAGACUUGAACAUUUUAAUGUGAAGAAAAAGCACUUCUUGAAAAUCAGAGCCCGUGGAAACAAUUGUCCCAUAAGUGAAAACUGGGGGGAAUGGAGUGAAACAACUGAGUUUGGUAAUGAUGAAGAAUCUAUGUCUUUAAGCAUAAUAGUUUUAAUCUUUAUACUUGGAACAGUCACAGUGGCACUGCUUGUGCUUCUUUUCUCCAGAAGGUAUUGUAAUAUGAGAAUUUUUUUCCCUCCUAUUCCACAACCAAAAAACAAAUUUAGUGAAUCUGCAGCCAUUGAUUCAAAAAUACAGAGAAAAUUUGAGACUCCACCAAUAAAAUAUGAAACUGAAGAAGUAAUAACUACUGUGGAAGAAAUAUCUCCAUUUCCAAAAGCAAACUGAAACAUUUGGAUUUCCCAGCUCAGACAAUCAAGAUACUCUUAAGGAAACUGCAAGAUAUUUUGUUUAAUUUUUAAUGGAUGGUAGAGCUAUACAUACAUAAAAUUACCUAAAACUUUAAAAACUUAUUUUCAGUUGCUUCUAAUUUUACAGUGAGCACUGGCAGAAAGCCAUGGCCAUUG
Molecule: messenger RNA, 1568 nt
Organism: Gavialis gangeticus (Gharial)
Lineage: Eukaryota; Metazoa; Chordata; Crocodylia; Gavialidae
Product: granulocyte-macrophage colony-stimulating factor receptor subunit alpha-like
Exons: 12
Coding region: 157-1389 (410 amino acids)
Biological process (GO): immunoglobulin mediated immune response; cytokine-mediated signaling pathway
Cellular component (GO): external side of plasma membrane; membrane
Molecular function (GO): protein binding; cytokine receptor activity
Source: RefSeq, a predicted model, not a curated record